Messenger RNA from Tyto alba (common barn owl), 855 nucleotides. It is a transcript of the gene CTRC, whose product is annotated as chymotrypsin C. The coding region runs from base 1 to 807 and encodes 268 amino acids. Lineage: Eukaryota; Metazoa; Chordata; Aves; Strigiformes; Tytonidae. Gene Ontology annotation, molecular function: serine-type endopeptidase activity. The transcript has 8 exons. The record is from RefSeq and is a predicted model, not a curated record. Gene Ontology annotation, biological process: proteolysis.
AUGCUGGGGGCUGUGUGUCUCGCCGUGCUGCUGGGCUACGCCUACGGGUGCGGUCAGCCGGCCGUGCCACCGCUGCUGGGCACCCGGGUGGUGGGCGGCGAGGACGCCCGGCCCCACAGCUGGCCGUGGCAGAUCUCGCUGCAGUACAACUUCUCUGGGACUUGGUACCACACGUGCGGCGGGACCUUCAUCGGCUCCAGCUGGGUGCUGACGGCUGCCCACUGCAUCAGCUCUAGCCUGACGUACCGCGUGGUGCUGGGCAAGCAAGUCCUGUCGGAGGAGGAUGAGCCGGGCUCGCUGGCCGUGGGCGUGGAGAAGAUCAUCGUGCACGAGAAGUGGAACUCCUUCCUCAUCGUCAACGACAUCGCCCUCAUCAAGCUGGAGCAGGAGGUGGAGGAGACCGAGACCAUCCAGGCUGCCUGCCUGCCGCCCGACGGGCUCAUCCUGGAGAACAACUACCCCUGCUACAUCACCGGCUGGGGCCGCCUCUGGACGAACGGGCCCCUGGCCGAUGUCCUGCAGCAGGCGCUGCUGCCCGUGGUGUCCUACGAGAUCUGCUCGCAGAGGGACUGGUGGGGCAACAACGUCCGCACCACCAUGGUGUGCGCCGGCGGCGACGGCGUCGUCUCCGGCUGCAACGGGGAUUCGGGCGGCCCCCUGAACUGCCAGCGCGAGGGGCUCUGGGAGGUGCACGGCAUCGUCAGCUUCGGCUCCGCGCUGGGCUGCAACACGGCCAAGAAGCCGACGGUCUUCACGCGGGUGUCCGCCUACAUCGACUGGAUCAACAAGAACAUGAACGCAAACUGAGGACGCGGCGUGUGGCGCAACAGGUCUUGAGUGUGAUAAAGGCAAAAG